CAGGGAAAAGCUAGCAUGGAGAAAAUGAUGGCAGCAAAGGGGAUGCGUUUACAAGCUCAGUUUGCGCACUGUCUCGCCUUCUAUACAUUUGGCUCCACUGUCCUACUUGGUGUAGUUACACUGUUGAUUCCAGAUGGAGAUCAACCAUGGCAUAAAGACGAAAAAGCAGCAGUUGCAGCAAGCUUUUUGACAGUGGUUCUUGUAGAGGGAAUGUUCUAUGCAGCCACAGAUACACUCCGGAAGUCCCUACCAGGGACUUGUACAGCUUGUGUCAUCAUGCCUCCUUCAACGUCCCAUAGACAGUUGAACGAGUUGCGGAGAUCAAUUAUGGAUUUCUGUGAUCGUAAUGCUAUACCUUGUAGCAUUGAAUCCUUCGUGGAUGGGCUUUCAAUCCAAACCCUAGAGGGCAAGCUUAAUGGCUUCUUUGCUCAGACAAAUCCUGCUACUAGUCAGCGGAGGUAUGACAGCUACUUGGUUUUCUACUGUGGUGAUGUAGAUAGAGAUGGCAAGUGGGAGUUGACAGGAGGAAAGUUCAAGUUUGAAAACAUGCAACGGCUAUGGAAUAACUGCAAUACUGAGGGAUUCCAAUCUAGGCUUAUCUUGAUCCAAGAUGCAAAACACUCCAAAGACUGGCUGGAGAAGAUCGCCAAUGAUGAAAACAACGUAGUUGCAAUACAAACUUGCAAACUGAGUCCAUCAGUAGACCCUGAAACUGGGGUUGUGCCAAGGGUUGGGGAUUUUACCCGUGAUUGGGUAGAGUUUAAUAGCUCAACUGAAAACAGUAUCAAUUGGAAGGAGACGGGGAGAAAAAUCAAAGCAGUUUAUAAAGUUUCUCCUCCAUGGAGUGACAAUGAAUUCCGAGUGCCUAGUGAAGAAGAUAUGACAGAGUUCACCUCAAAGUUCCCCGUUAAAUUGCAAUGUUUGAUAACAAUUGCUUUGGAGAUAGCUGAAUUUAAAGAAAAAACCAUUUGCCCUACCUGUUGGAAACGUUUUAUGAUGAGUUGGUUUCCCCCACCUUUUAUUGAUACUAGACAUGGCUUUAAGCUAGUUAAAUCUUGAUUGGACAUGGCUUUAACUAGUUUAAAAGUCUUAAUCGGGCAUUGGCUUUAUAAAGCUAGAUAAAUCAUGAUUGGACAUGACUUUAACUAGUUAAUCAGCUAAUUAAACCUAGAUUGGAAAUGGCUUUAACUAGUUCAGAAGUCUUAAUUAGCAAUGGUUUUAAGCCAGUUAAGUCUUGAUUGGACACCACAUGGCUUUAAGUAUAGUUCAAAAAACUUGUAUAGCAAUGGUUUUAAGCUAGUUAAAUCUAGAUUGGACAUGGCUUUAACUAGUUCAAAAGUUUUCAAUCUAGUAAAGUCGUGAUUGGAGAAAUAUUACAUUAUGUCAUGAGAAAGAUAACAUUUGGUUAAUAAAGGGCUAUCGUAGAUUUGAAUAAAAAACAAAGCAUGAGUACAAUAAUCAGAAGUUUUCAGAAUGGUCAAAUUGGCUUGCAUUGCUUGUUACACAACCUACAUUUUUCUAACUAAUCUGUAAUGACCCAAUAGCUUAAUUUGGCCUGUUGCUUUAGACUCAAAUUCUGGAUUAUGUGCCAAACUCUUGGCUUGUAUCAUCAAAGGCACACAUCUACUUGCCCUACUUUUGUAAUUAGACAUUUGUUGUUAUAUUUUGAGUAACUAUUAUGUAACAUGUAGUUUCUAUUUAAAAUGAUUGAUUGGGGGAAACAAAUUAAGAAGACAAUUUUAGAGUAACAGGAGAUGUUUUAGAGAUGUACACGAUAAACCUCCACCCCCUGCUAUAUCACUUGCCACUUAAGUCUCUGUGUUAUGUUAUGUGAAUUACUUAAUGACCAUACUAAAUCAGCACAUCAAAAUAAGCACCAAACAAAAUGCCUGACAAAAACAUGAAACUGUUUUCAUUAAUAAAAAAUAAAAAAAGUAACUUCUACAAUUUAAUGACGUAAUUAGACCUAAAGGUUGAUUGUAUGACGUGUGUCUUGACCAAGAGGGUUAGUGGAUUUACGCAUCCCAAAACCAAAGAAACAUUUUAGAUUUAUAGUAACAAUGCAGUAAGUAAUUUGUAAUUAUUGAUGCUUUUUGAUUUUUCAUUUAAAGCUUCCUGAGAGUAUUUUUGUAAAUGAUUCAAUGCUGUAUAAAUGCACCUUGGGUUUUUAUUUUUGUACAAAAUAAUAUCCGAACAGUUUUCAUUAAUAAGGCCUAUGGCUGUGGGCUGCAGCUACAGUGUGUUCAAGAAUCCCUGUGAGUUUAGUGAUACCAAAUACACUACGCAUGCCAAGGGCCUCUGAACAAGGGCCUCUCCAAUCAAAACAAUGAGCCAACAGUCAUAACAAAAUUGAACUAUCUGCACCAAUCAGAAACAAUUAACUGUCAAAAGGAAAGCACUGUUUGCAAAGUAUUAAAAAAAAUUGUUUACAUCGAAGACAAUAUUUCAGAGUGUCUGUAUAGAUUUCAAUAAUAAAUAAAGAAAAUAGAGGUUAAAAAAAUGGACUAAAAAAACAAUCUCUUCAUCUCAGGAGCCUGUUUUUUCCCCUUCUGAAUGCAAGAAUUGGAAAACAAAUGCAUUUGAACAUGAAUCAAAAUGAAUGCAGUCUUCAAAACUUUGCUAUAGUAUAGUAUCUAAAUUAUAAACCCUGCUUUUCAAGAAUACAAUUUAUGCUGAUUGUGUCAAUACCAUGUUGGUUCCCUCUUGCAAAAAUAAAUAAAAACAUUAUUUUGUAUUUCAUUAUCUAUAAAAUAGCUAUCAGAUAGUAAGUUUGACAUUGAUGUAACUAAAAAUGCAUAUUGCGGGAUGAAGUAUUUAAAAUGCAGACUGUUGUACUUGGUACAUGUAGGAAUGAGAAGCAAUUGUUCAAAGGUAUAAGGAAUUCCCCUAUGUUUAAUAAAAUAAUUUUGCUUGUGAACAGCUGA
Asterias rubens (European starfish) is the source of this 2924-nucleotide messenger RNA. RefSeq names its product transmembrane protein 168-like. The coding region runs from base 16 to 1059 and encodes 347 amino acids. NCBI's taxonomy places the organism in Eukaryota, Metazoa, Echinodermata, Asteroidea, Forcipulatida, Asteriidae. The transcript is spliced from 3 exons. The record is from RefSeq and is a predicted model, not a curated record.